CCGCCGGCCCGCGUGGCGCCCCGUCGCCUGUCGCCGACUCCUUCCUUCCCUCCUUUCUGUCGCGAUGCCGAAGGCGAAGUCGGCGACGAGCGGCCGCCGGCGCGAGCGCCAAGAAGCGAGGAGCGGACUGAUGUUCAACACGGGGAUCGGUCAGCACAUCCUGAAGAACCCCUUGGUGGUGAACAGCAUCGUCGAGAAGGCGGCCCUCAGGCCUACGGACGUGGUCCUGGAAGUCGGCCCCGGCACCGGAAACAUGACCGUGAAGCUGUUGGAGAAGGCCAAAAAGGUCGUGGCCUGCGAACUGGACCCCAGGCUGGUGGCGGAGCUGCACAAGAGAGUCCAGGGCACGCCGGUGGCCGGCAAGCUCCAGGUCCUGGUGGGCGACGUACUGAAGACGGAGCUGCCCUUCUUCGACGCGUGCGUGGCCAACUUGCCGUUUCAGAUCUCCUCCCCGUUUGUCUUCAAGCUGCUGCUGCAUCGACCUUUCUUCAGGUGUGCGGUGCUCAUGUUCCAGAGGGAGUUUGCCCUGCGCCUGGUGGCCAAGCCGGGAGAGAAGCUGUACUGCCGGCUGUCCGUCAACACGCAGCUGCUGGCCCGCGUCGACCACCUGAUGAAGGUCGGGAAGAACAAUUUCAAGCCUCCCCCCAAAGUGGAAUCCAGCGUCGUCCGGAUCGAGCCCAAGAACCCGCCGCCUCCGAUCAACUUCCGGGAGUGGGAUGGCCUGGUAAGGAUAACCUUCGUCAGGAAAAACAAAACGCUGUCCGCGGCGUUCAAGUCGAGCGCCGUGCAGCAGCUGCUGGAGAAGAACUACCGCGUUCACUGUUCGGUGAACGACAUCGCCAUCCCGGAUGACUUCCGCAUCGCCGAGAAGAUUCAGAAAAUCCUCACCGACAUCGACUUCGGCGACAAGCGGGCUCGCACGAUGGAUACCGACGACUUCAUCAGGUUGCUGCACGGCUUCAACGCGGAAGGGAUCCAUUUCUCUUAGCCUUGCGGAACCCGCCCGGCCGGGGGGCCGUCGAGGACGCCGAGGGUCCGGCGCCCGGCCGAAGGCCUCCGCCCCGCGGCUCUGUCGACCGUGACCCGCUAAAUGGUCGGGGCUGCCGCUUUUCCGGCCCCCCCCAGCCCCUCCCACGACCACCUUGUCAAGUAAAAGGAGAUUCUCAUCUGGAGUUACAUUUCAUUAUUGUAAUUUAUUAAACACAUUGCCAGAUCUA
Ornithorhynchus anatinus (platypus) is the source of this 1217-nucleotide messenger RNA. RefSeq names its product DIMT1 rRNA methyltransferase and ribosome maturation factor (gene DIMT1). NCBI's taxonomy places the organism in Eukaryota, Metazoa, Chordata, Mammalia, Monotremata, Ornithorhynchidae. Bases 65 to 988 code for a protein of 307 amino acids. The record is from RefSeq and is a predicted model, not a curated record. The transcript is spliced from 12 exons. Gene Ontology annotation, cellular component: mitochondrial matrix. Gene Ontology annotation, biological process: rRNA methylation. Gene Ontology annotation, molecular function: rRNA (adenine-N6,N6-)-dimethyltransferase activity.